AUGGCCUUUGUCCAGCCCGGCUGCCCGUCUAGGUUCGCCUACCAGAAUGAGCAUCGUGUCAAAGGGCUCAACGCAGAAACCCUAGCGAGGGUCUUCCUUCCAACGCCCUCAUGGCUGUCGACUCCAGAGUAUGCAGCAAUCCGGUCAGAUCCUGACAAUCCAUCGACCUGCAUCUUCUUGAGCCUUAAUAUUUCCAUAUACAACCAACAGAUAAUCCCCUCGGAAUGGACCGAGCAGUGGUUCUUUAUGGUCGGCCGUGUUCAUCCCUUUGCCCUGACGUGGGAAAUCGAGCGACGUGAUAGCUUCGAGUCGGAGGAUGACAACAUUACAGAAUACACCAUCCCGGCUCUCAUCGUCCGCGACCACAGCUACCAGCCAGUCAUCCCUCGCACCCUCGGCUCGGCGGAUGCCUUCCCAGCGAUACAACCCAUUGUCUCCUUCACGGGACCUGUCAUCGGUUCCGGCCGCGACCUUCUGCAUGGAAACUCGGCUGCGGCCCUUGACGACACCCAGCUGAGCUGUUGCGGCUUUGUCCAGCUCUCGACCUUUAUCUGUCCUGGGAUUCCGGGCAAACACCCUUCAAGGGCUUUCAUCCCUUUCAACUUUUCGUCAUCUUCCCAUUCACGCCAAUCCUUGGACCUCCUAUGCAAGAAGAUGACCGAGAGGCGCGAUAGCCAGUUCCAGCCGAACGCUCUCCUCACCUGCACGGGCAAAAUCGCCGGCUUACUCGAUCACCAGAUCAUGACACAUGCCCCGGCCUUCGAGCAAGACUAUAUCUUCAUCGUCGUCCCCGAUACAUGGACUUUCCUUGACAGGGCCAUGUCCAACCAGGCUUCUGCGACACAGCUACUGCCGACGACACCCAAGGGCUCAGUCGGCAACCCUCGGACUAUAGCGAUGCGUUGGCCAGGUUUACCUCUACCAAAAACGCAAUGCCGCCCCAAGCGGCGCCUCCCCACGCCGCCUGCAUCUAGAGACCGCGACUUUCUCCAGAAAUUUCCACCAUAG
This is a messenger RNA of Hirsutella rhossiliensis, 1008 nucleotides long. RefSeq lists its product as uncharacterized. The record is from RefSeq and is a predicted model, not a curated record. The transcript has 3 exons. The coding region runs from base 1 to 1008 and encodes 335 amino acids. NCBI's taxonomy places the organism in Eukaryota, Fungi, Ascomycota, Sordariomycetes, Hypocreales, Ophiocordycipitaceae.